AUGAAUGGAAUGAUUGAAGUAGUCAAACAGAUAUUGCGUGCAACACCGCCAUUUUGGGUUUUUUCCGGCAACACCACCGCCACAGCAGCAGCUUUUCCGACGAUACACCACCGUAGUAUUUUGAUUUCAGAUCUGGAAUUUGCAUAUGAUGGUGAAAAAAGUUUGUUUACUAUUGGAGCUCUUCCAAGGAACAAGCUUGAAUUCACUAUUGUUCUUGAAAACGCCACUUCUAAUCGCAAUAACAAUGGAAAUGCAAGCCCUGGAAGCCCUGACAAUGACAAGAAGAGAAUCAGGCGUUCAUAUCUCAAGACUUUCAAAGUGGAGCUGAGUUUUGCUGUCAAAAUCCCAAUGCAGGCAAUCGCACAGGCUCUCAGAUGACAGGAAUCUGAAAACUCCAUGGAAGCCUUGAGGGUGCUUGAUAUCAUCUUAAGACAACAUGCAACUAAACAGGGGUGUCUGCUUGUUCGACAAUCUUUUUUCCACAACGAUGUGAAGAAUUUUGCUGAUGUUGGAGGUGGUGUUCUCAGAUGCAGAGGAUUCCAUUCCAGUUUCCGCACAUCCCAGGGUGGUCUAUCCCUCAACAUCGAUGUGUCUACUACCAUGAUCAUCCAGCCUGGGCCAGUGGUUGAUUUUCUAAUUGCUAACCAAAACGUGAAAGAUCCCUAUUCUGUUGACUGGGCAAAGGCAAAGCGUACACUGAAGAAUCUGAGGGUGAAAACCAGCCCUACCAAUACUGAGUACAAGAUAACUGGUUUGAGUGAGAAGCCCUGAAACGAGCAGCUGU
Molecule: messenger RNA, 784 nt
Organism: Lactuca sativa (garden lettuce)
Lineage: Eukaryota; Viridiplantae; Streptophyta; Magnoliopsida; Asterales; Asteraceae
Product: protein argonaute 4A
Molecular function (GO): protein binding; RNA binding
Source: RefSeq, a predicted model, not a curated record